AUGACCAGAACGGUAGCGUUUGAGACCAUCACUAUUGUAACAUUUCCUGCGGCUGCAGGCAGCACACCACACCUGACCCAUAUAGCCCAGCUGAACCAUUCUAUAAAAAAAGAAGAUACACCAGACCAGCAGAGGCAGCAGCCGGAGCAGCCGCAGCCUGCGCCCUCUCCCGCCCGCCCGCCCUCCGCCGCCCUCCACCCGCCCCGGGGUCUCUUUCCCCCUUCCUCCUCCUCCUCCUCCACCUUCCUCCUCCGCCCGCCCGCGGGGCCCCCCUCGCCUUCCCGCCCGCCCCUAUUGUUCCGCCCCCGGCCUCCCGCCCUUCCCCUUCCCGCCCGCUCCCCUUUUCCCCUCAGUCGCCUCGCGCCUGCAGUUUUUGGCUUUCACCCCCACCAGUGA
Messenger RNA from Lontra canadensis (Northern American river otter), 396 nucleotides. RefSeq names its product vegetative cell wall protein gp1-like. The transcript is spliced from 2 exons. The record is from RefSeq and is a predicted model, not a curated record. Bases 1 to 396 code for a protein of 131 amino acids. Lineage: Eukaryota; Metazoa; Chordata; Mammalia; Carnivora; Mustelidae.